AUGGCAACCGCCACGGCCUACUGCGGACAGCCAGGCCGCGGGUGCAGGCCAGGCCAGGCUGGGACGGGGCCACUGGGGACUGAAGAAGUGGGACGGGACUCCUUGGCUGGUCAAGGUAAAGUGGACAUCCCUGAGAUAGGGCAAGCAAAUUUUGGAAUCAUGAAUGUGAAUCCAAAUGAAUUUGGAACCAGUUUGGAAAGCUCUGUGCGCAGCAAAGAGGAACAAGACAAUGCUAUCUUGAACAUGUACAUGGAGAGAAAAAGCCUUGUUCUACAAUUCCUGCAAUCUAACCUGAGCCCCCAGCUCCUUGAGCAUCAUCAGAAGAAACUUGAGCUUCUGAAGAAGUGUUACUACUAUGUGGAGGUUAUGCCCCCACACAUAGUCAUGAGAGACGAGAGCCGUGCAUUGAUUUCCACUGAUGUCUUCCAAAUAAUCGACUCCUGGAGACUGGAGAGGAUGAAGAAGGUCGCAAGAACCCAGACUGAAAUCCAGCUGGUACUUUUAACUGAGCUGUUAGAACAGCUGCAACGAGGUCGGGAGGAGCUGGUCUGCUACAUAGAGACAAGCGACGUGAUAACUUUCCUCUCCAAGUGGGACUCGGUUAUGCAGAAGAUGUCAGUUCUCUCUAAGCUGAUGAACAAAGUCCUUUCCCUGCAAGUCCCAGGAAAGCUCCACGCCAAGCACCGUUUGGUGUCACAUGCAGACAUCAGAGGUACCAGAAUCCCAAACAUUAAGCUUUCUCUCACUACAAAGAUGCCAGUGGUGUUUGAUCGAAAAGAAUCGGUUGCUUACAAGAACUGGGCCCAUCUCAAAUGGUUCACUGAAAAUCAGGAGUCAUCCCCUGAGCAGUAUGAGCUGCAUUUUAGGUUACUGAAGCAUGGAACUCAGACGGAAUUGGGACAAAGGGGGAUUGUUGCCAUCAGCUCCAACACGUGUGUUGUCUUUGAUCUGCUGCCUGACAGAUCAUACGAAUUCACAAUCAGAAGAGCAGAGACCUACACACUUGUCUAUGAAACAUGGCAUGACACCAUUACACUGACGACAGCGAGCUCAGCUGAAGACAGCAGCACCUGUGAACCAGAACUAGCUGACAAAAAGGGUUUACUCAUUUUUUCCACUUGA
Molecule: messenger RNA, 1122 nt
Organism: Anas platyrhynchos (mallard)
Lineage: Eukaryota; Metazoa; Chordata; Aves; Anseriformes; Anatidae
Source: RefSeq, a predicted model, not a curated record